Messenger RNA from Drechmeria coniospora, 2469 nucleotides. Its product is annotated as putative cephalosporin C regulator 1. Gene Ontology annotation, biological process: regulation of transcription by RNA polymerase II. The transcript is spliced from 4 exons. Bases 1 to 2469 code for a protein of 822 amino acids. NCBI's taxonomy places the organism in Eukaryota, Fungi, Ascomycota, Sordariomycetes, Hypocreales, Ophiocordycipitaceae. The record is from RefSeq and is a predicted model, not a curated record. Gene Ontology annotation, molecular function: RNA polymerase II cis-regulatory region sequence-specific DNA binding; DNA-binding transcription factor activity, RNA polymerase II-specific.
AUGGAGCAAGACAAUCCCGCGGCGCGAGGUGCCGCCGCAGCCGCUGUUCAGGUCCAAUCCAGGAAGCGACCCCAAUCACGAGCGUCGACAACCUCCGUCCACAGCGCCGCCGCCCAGCCCAGCAUGGAGCAUUCUGCCUUUGCCGGCAACACGGCCAUGUACGCGGGUCAAUGGAUACCUAACGAUCACGGCCACGACAAGCCGAUGAACUCGACCGCCCAGAUGUCUCCCGAAGACAUGAUUCUCCAGGCCGCGACCCACAUGCAGUCGGCCAACCACGAUUUUCCCAUGGACGGAUCGAUGCCAGCACCCAUGGCCCAUCAUCAUCACAUCUCCUACCAACAACCGCCGCCGCAGCAGCACGUUGCGGCAAGACACCCGCUCCCGAACCACCAAUACGGCGGAAAUGCGAGCUUCACAGAGGGUGACAGCCAAAUGCUCGAUCGCGACGAUGGUGACGAUGGUGACUCCAUUGCCGGCGCCGGCGGCGCUGCAAAGCAUGCAACCCGGUCGAGCGCCAACAACGAACUCGAGAUGAGGCACUUGUUCAGCGCAAACCGACAUCGUCAGCUCGAAGAUGUUGCCAGCGAGCUGCAUGGUAACGAGCGGGGGCCCAACUCGGAACGCACCCGCCAGGUCUUUGCCAUGCUAUGGAUCAAUUCUGUCUGCUCCAAGGGCAAGGGAUCCGUCCCUCGAGGCCGCGUUUAUGCCAACUACGCAUCGCGUUGUGCCACCGAGAGGAUCACCGUUCUCAACCCCGCUAGUUUCGGGAAGCUCGUUCGCGUUCUGUUCCCGGGACUCAAGACACGCCGGCUCGGUGUCCGCGGAGAGUCGAAAUAUCAUUAUGUCAACUUCGCACUGGUCGAGGACCAGGCGGAUGCUCGUGACUCGCAGCCGCCUGCACCGCGUCCGCUACCCGAAGCCAAGAGCUUCCCGCCAAGUUUCAGACCUCGAUCCCAAUCGAACGCGACGGCCACCCGCGGGCUCGUGCCUUCCGCCAAGUCGGUGACGCAGGCUCAGAAGAACAGUGGUCAUCCCCCAUCGACAGCCGGCACAUGCCAUGCCCUCUACAAUCAUCCCGAGAUAGCAAGCUUCGAGACGAUUCGAUCGACGUCGACGAAGACGCCGUUGGAGCUUUCCUUUCCGUCGGCCGAUGAGACGACGACGCAGCAGUCGGAGCCGGUCACGCUCCCGGCCAUCGAGCCGUACCUACCGCCGGGGACGGAUCCGGAUGCCGCAAAGUCACUCUCGGCCCUGUAUCGGUCUCACUGCACGUCCCUCAUCGAAUGCAUCCGAUACUGCCGAGAGAAGACGUUCUUUCAUCUGUACACUUCCUUCCAGGGGACUCUGACGAUGCCGGUGCAGAAGUUGUUUUGCAACGAGGCCUUGGCACCGUGGAUAGAAGGAUGCGACUACAUCCUGUACCAACGAAUGAUGAGCAUCAUCGCGGCCCUGACGCUGCAGGUGGUCCCCAAGCAGGUUCUGGAUACGCUCCGCAACAUCUCGCAGCGGCUCGUGCCGCACAUCCGUGAGGCGUUGCAGGGGCAACCGCAGCAUGUCUACGCGGCCAAGGAAGCGCCGGCGGCCAUCUUUGCCGGUUUGCUGGAUCGCGCACUACGCGUCAACCUCACGGCGCACGCGGCAGCCAACAUGCUGUCGAACCCGGCCAACCGUGACCAGAUGUAUGUCGACUGGAUCACGCUGAUCCGAGCGCGCAAGCUCGCCGAGUGUAUACCGAUCCAGGCGAUGGAUGACGUCGUCGACCUCCUGGUGACGGAGAUCCGUGACCUGCUGGACCCCGCCAACGUCCCGUGGGAGGUGGAAUGCUUGACGAUUUAUGGGGACGUCACAUCACGAAACGGGCGACGGUCGGAUGAGCACAGCAGCGGCCACUCGACGGGCCAGAACGUCCUCGACAGGUGGGUCGGCUUCCUCCAGAGCCUGCCUGAGAAGUUUCCGUACGCCUCCCACACCGAUAUCCUCUGGUGCGUCGAGAGGGUCGGCACGGCGGUGAUGCGCGACCUCACGCUCGCCCAGGGGAAGAGCUUUGGCUCCUGGUGGGUGACGAAGACGUGGGUGGACGAGAUGAUCUGCUUUCUCGCGGCCCAAGGCGGCUUCAUGAAGCAGAAGGCUCGACAGCCGAGCUCGAGCAGCCUGACGAAUGCGAACCCGGAGGAAGCCAUCAAGGAGACGACGAGCCGGCCCAACUCCCGAUACAGCAGCGGCAGCGAUGGCCUGAACUUGCCCAACGUCUCGCACUCGCAACCCGGACGAGCCCCUUUUCCUCCACCGCCAAGCGGCAACCAGGCGUCGAUGGGCCUGAGCGGCGGUGAUCCGCAUGACGACAGCGGGAUCGGCAUCCGGACACCGGAAGAGGAGUUCCCCAUGGACAAGUAUACCUACACGGGCUCUGAGAACGUGGCCAUGGCGGCGGCGGCGGAACUUUCGACGGUGGCGGCUGGCAUCUGA